Molecule: messenger RNA, 864 nt
Organism: Labrus bergylta (ballan wrasse)
Lineage: Eukaryota; Metazoa; Chordata; Actinopteri; Labriformes; Labridae
Gene: rsl24d1
Product: ribosomal L24 domain containing 1
Biological process (GO): ribosomal large subunit biogenesis
Cellular component (GO): nucleolus
Source: RefSeq, a predicted model, not a curated record
CGGUUCUUGUUUUGGGGUGCUGUGGACGCAGAGACGCACACACAGUUUCCUCAGCUGGGAAAAUGCGCAUCGAAAAAUGUUAUUUCUGCUCGGGACCGGUGUAUCCCGGCCAUGGAGUAAUGUUUGUAAGGAACGACUGUAAGUCGUUUAGAUUCUGCAAGUCAAAAUGCCACAAAAACUUCAAGAAGAAGCGUAACCCAAGAAAAACCAGAUGGACCAAGGCAUUCAGAAAGGCAUCAGGAAAGGAGUUGACAGUGGAUAAUGCUUUAGAGUUUGAGAAACGCAGAAACACCCCGGUUAAAUACAGCAGAAAGCUCUGGGACAAGACAGUGGAAGCGAUGAAGAGGGUGGAAGAAAUCAAACGGAAACGACAGGCCAGAUUUAUCAUGAACAGAUUAAAGACGGGCAAACAGUUGGAGAAAGAAGAGGCCAUCACCGAAGUGAAGAAAAAUAUUCACCUUAUCAAAGCACCACAUGCAGGAAAAGCGAAACAAAUGGAAGACAAAAUGGUGCAGAAGUUACAAGAGGAUGUGGACAUGGGAGAUGAAGAGAAUUGAUCUUCUAACAAAGCUUUUCUUUUUGUGUGUGAGCACAUUGACUGUAUUAUUUUGUACUUCCGCUUUAGAGUUACAUUUCCAAGUGGCUGAUUAUGACACGGAAAUGCAUUCGGUUUUGAAAUGCUGCAUGAGGACUGAAAGCAUUGAUGUAACAAAGAUCUUCCUCUAAUACAGAAGCCGUUAACCACAUAUAUCGCAGUAGGUUUGUGGUAGUUGAAGCUGUAGAGAAAUUACUCUAUCUGCUGCAUUGUAAAUUGUUAAAACUAAAUGCAGAAAAACAACACAAAUUAAAAUCCCUCUAAGUGAA